This is a messenger RNA of Vicugna pacos (alpaca), 3822 nucleotides long. Lineage: Eukaryota; Metazoa; Chordata; Mammalia; Artiodactyla; Camelidae. The record is from RefSeq and is a predicted model, not a curated record.
GGGGGUUCCUAGGGAGCAUGAGAGCUGGGGAGAAAUGAUGCCCUCCCUAUCACAGACAUGGCUGGGCCCUCUGCUGCUGCUGGUCUGUCUCCUGGCGAGCAGGACUACUACCGAGGAGGUGUCGGAGCACUGUAGCCACUUGAUUGGGAAUGGACACCUGCAGUUCCUGCAGCAGCUGAUUGACAGUCAGAUGGAGACCUCGUGCCAAAUUUCCUUUGAGUUUGUAGACCAGGAGCAGUUGAAUGACUCCGUGUGCUACCUUAAGAAGGCACUUCUCCUGAUGCAAGACACAAUGGAUGUCACCAUGCGCUUCAAAGACAACACCCCCAAUGCCAAUGUCAUUGUCCAGCUCCAGGAGCUCUCUCUGAGGCUGAAGAGCUGCUUCACCAAGGACUAUGAAGAGCAGGACAGGGCCUGUGUCCGAACUUUCCAUGAGACGCCUCUCCAGUUGCUGGAGAAGAUCAAGAAUAUCUUUAAUGAAACAAAAAAUCUCCUUAAAAAGGACUGGAACGUUUUCAGCAAGAACUGCAACAACAUCUUUGCUAAAUGCUCCAGCCAAGAUAUGGUGACCAAGCCUGAUUGCAACUGCCUGUACCCUAAAGCCACCCCUAGCAGUGACCUGACCUCUGUCGCCCCUCAGCAGCCCCUCACCCCCUCCAUGGCCCCUAUGGCUGGCUUGACCUGGGCUGACUCUGAGGGAACAGAGGGCAGCUCCCUCUUGCCCAGUGAGCAGCCCCUUCACACAGUGGACCAGGGCCGUGCCAAGCAGCGACCACCCAGGAGCACCUGUCAGAGCUUUGAGUCGCCAGAGACCCCAGGCAUCGAGGGCAGCCCCACUGGAGAUUCACCUCAGCCCCACCCCCCAAUCGGGGCGCCCAUCACUGGGAUGGAGGAAAUUCUUGACUCUGUGCUGGGCACUAACUUGGUCCUGGAAGAGGCCUCUGGAGAGGCUGGUGAGGGUCCUAUACCCCAAGGGGCUGAGCUUCCCUCCUCCAGGCUGGGAGGAGGCAGCGUCCAGGCAGAGACCGCCAAACCCAGCAACUUCCUCUCAGCAUCUUCACCACUCUCCGGAUCGGCAAAAGGCUGGCAGCCUGGGGAUGUAACUAGCAUGCCCCUGCCCAUGGUGGGCCCCGUGAGACCCACUGAGGCUUGGAGUCACACACCCAAUAAGAUGGACCAUUCAUCUGCCUCACCCAGGGACCGCCAGGAGCCAGGCUCUGCCAGAACCCCAGCCCUGCGCCCGCAAAGCCUCAGCAGUCCCUCCAUCCUCUCAUCUCAGCCAAGGCUUCCCAAAAGCCACUCCUGGGGCAACAUGCUGCCCCUGGAGGAGCUGGAAGGCAAAAGGAGCACCAGGGAUCGGAGGAGCAUCACAGAGUACCGCAGAGGACACGCAAGUGAGGGGGUGGCCAGGCCCCCGGCCCGUUCUAACUCCGUUCCUUUGACUGACGCAGGCCAUGAGAGGCAGCGCAAGGGUCCCUCUGACCACCAGCUCCCCAGCUUUGUUUACCACCUGCUGGUGCCCAGUGUCAUCCUGAUCCUGUUGGCUGUUGGUGGCCUCCUGUUCUACAGGUGGAGGCGGCGGAGCCGUCGAGAGCUUCAGAUAGUGGCUUCUCCCAUGGAGCAACCAGAGGGCAGCCCCCUGACCCAGGAUGAGGACAGACAGGUGGAAUUGCCAGUGUAGAGGGAAUUCUAAGCUGGGCGCACAGGACAGUCUCUCCAUGGGAGGAGACAUUAUGGGGCCUACGUCACCACCCCUCCCAGCCAUUCUUCUGGGAAUGUGGCCUGCCCACCGCGAGAGCUCCUGCCUGCCAGGACUAGACCAGAUCAGCCAGGCUGGGGCCCCUCCACCCUCGACCCUUAGACUCUGGACUGACUAAGAGAGGGCUGGAGGAUGCCCCCCACGCUGCUGAUAUUUAUCGGGGGCCCUGGAGGCUCCCACCUGCUUGAGGGAGGCUGGCAAGCCCGGCUGAAGACCUUCUGCCCCUCAGGGGCUGUGGCCUCCUCCCACUCCCCUCCAAGCCAACACCUGGGCCAGGGACCCAGAGGCCUAUGGGACAUGGGAGAAUAGGGUGGGUGCUGAGGAAUGGAAAAGCCCUUGUACCCAGAGGACCUGCCUGGUGCCAAGGGAUCCCAACACCGACAAGCAGGGACUUGUCUCCAGAGAGAAGCAUGAGAUUCGCAGAGCGGGACAGCGUCGCUGGAUUUCCUGUAAAGGUGUGUAGCCCAAAAGACGGGAAGAGAAGGCUGCUGGGCCUGCUGGUCUGCACUGACAGCCUGGAGCGGGUCUGCGCCCUCCACUUGCCUAAGUGCUCUCUGCUGGUGGCCAGGCGGAGAAGGGAGGCCAACCCUACCCUCAGGACCUGCCUGGCUUGGCUCGUGAUGCUAAGGGGAAGACCACACUUUGGCCUCUGCCCCACCGUCCCCCCAGCCCUGCCAGAGCUUCUCCGGGAGGCCACGCAGAGGCUCUCCUCACGAAGGAAGCCAUUGCACUGUGAAUACUGAACCUGCCUGCUGAACAGCCUGCCCUAUCCAUCCCAGAGAGCAAACACCCAUCCGUCCUCCCCCCCUCCAGCCUCUCCCCAGCUUCCUGCACUGAGUGCCCGAGCCGGCCUCGCCUGUCGACUGAGGGAGCCCCUGAGCCCUGACCUUCUGCUGAUCCGGCUCUGACUUCCUGGGGUGGAUCAGGGUGGGAGAACUGCCCGGGGCCACCAGCCGGAGCUGGUCUUUAGGCUGUGUUGUUCACCCAGGUUUCUGCAUCUUGCACUUUGACAUUCCCAAGAGGAAAGAGACUGGUAGGAGGGAGAAAAGGAGGGCAGAGAUAGACACAGAGAGAGGCUGCAGGGUGAGCUCUGACUGAAAUUGGGUCUUUGAAAUUAUGGGCAUGCCCCCGAAGUUGGGGCAGGGGUGCAGACUCGACCCCCUCUGCCCACUCCCUUUGCCUGUACUAGGCCCCUGCCCCAAACACAGCUCCAAGGCUGCUGCCAGCAGACACCUGGGCUGAGCGAUUGUCCCUGUUAGGAGCCUGACAGGUAGUGACACCCUCCAGCUUUCAUCCCACUCCUCACUAGCACUUCUCUCUGACCAGGCGAGCCAGGGUGGGAGGGGGACUGGGAGAGUCCAGGCAUCUGUUUCCAAGUCUGCCUUGAGUGCCUCAGCUACCUGGUCUCGGCUCUGAGAGCUGGGCAGCAGGUGACGGGGCUGUCAAUUGCCCUUGGUCCCUUUGUGCUGCUGUGUCCCUCCUCUCCUGCUGCCCUGGGCCCUUCAUAGAGAGACUCUGUCCUACCUGGCCACUGGGCCGGGUCCCGUGACCUUCCCUUCCUGUCCUUGAACGUGAGGAUCUGCUGGUCCCUGCCUACCCUGCCCUGUUGCUGUUAGCUGUGGGAGGGGCAGUGAAGAACUUUCCCCAUGGGGCUCCUUUUUUCAGUCACAGACUCUAUAUUUGAUACUAAAAAAUAUGUAUUUAAAAGUGGAAGAAAAAAAAACACAGAAAAAAGGCAUUCCUCCCUCACUUCCCACCCCUUAAACGUGUAGUAUUUUAAAAGUCAAGAAAGCAAAUCCAACCCAUUGCAGAAGCUCUUUGUGGGCUCUUGGUGACAUGGGAGCAGGAGGGGCCCCAGAGCCCUCUCUGGGUGGCUCCUCGGCUACCUGCACGGGAACCCUUCUUUUCUCUGCGAAGCCAAGAGGGAACAUUGGCUCACACACUGUGAGAUUUUGUUUUUAUACUUGGAAGUGGUGAAUUAUUUUAUAUGAAGUCAUUUAAAUAUCUAUUUAAAAAUAGGAAGCUGCUUAUAUAUUUAAUAAUAAAAGAAGUGCACAAGCUGC